AUGGCAUCAAUUGGUCCCAGUUUGCCCGCACAUCUGCAGCAAUCCCAUAGGUCACGUUCCGGCUCACCUGAACCUGGACCGUCCACGGAUCCACAAAUAGUUGCGACAAUCGGGCCUCAUAUCUCUCCAUCCGUUAGGCCUCGGCUACUUGCGGCUACUGCUAGGCCAUCUCGCCCGGCUGUACCCGUUGAAGACGCCGAAGAGGACGAAGAGGAUGACUAUGCGCCCGCCCUUCCGCCUGAUCUUGCGGCUUCUCGUCCUGUUGCUCCCGCCCGUCGCGUGCUCGGCCCCGCACUGGGGCCUACUUCGUACGCGAACGAUGAUUCCGACGAUGAUGUGGGACCAGCGCCCUUACCGGCAGGCCAUGUAUAUGGUGAACGCGAUGCUGUAAAAGAAUUCCAGGAGAGAGAAGAGCGGAGGAAGAAGGCCAUAGAGGAAGCGGCGAAACCCAAGGCCUUAAAGCGCGACGAAUGGAUGCUUGCUCCACCAUCCCAGUCCGACUUAUUGAACAAUUUGGACCCCACCAAGAUGAGGAAGGCCCGCCAGUUCUCCCGCUCGACUGCACCGCCAAAGAAGGUCGAUAACACGUUGUGGACCGAGACGCCAGCCGAACGUCAACAACGCCUGGCCGAUGAGGUUAUGGGCAAGAGACGGCGGGUGGAGAAUGCUGAUGAUGUCGAAGAUGGUGACAAUGCAGUAGAAGCGCGGAAACGAAGGAGACGAGAGGCGGAACUGGCGCGACAGGUCGAGGAUUAUACGAAACAACAUCGCGGGCCUUCACUCGUGGACGCACAUGAGCUGGCAGAGUCUCGUAAGAAAAAGAGUCCUGACGAUGAACCUUCAGGGAUAUGGGACCACUCCCGUGAUAUGGCUACCGGUGGGCGACUCAUGGACGAGAAGGACCGCAGGAAGCUUAUUAACGACGCAAGGGACUUGUCCUCAAGAUUUGGUGCAGGAAGCGGUGGCGGCUUUCUUUGA
Messenger RNA from Peniophora sp. CBMAI 1063, 978 nucleotides. The record is from the annotation of a GenBank genome assembly. Lineage: Eukaryota; Fungi; Basidiomycota; Agaricomycetes; Russulales; Peniophoraceae.